This is a messenger RNA of Bicyclus anynana (squinting bush brown), 4808 nucleotides long. It is a transcript of the gene Sec31, whose product is annotated as protein transport protein Sec31A. Gene Ontology annotation, cellular component: endoplasmic reticulum exit site; COPII vesicle coat. The coding region runs from base 108 to 3734 and encodes 1208 amino acids. Lineage: Eukaryota; Metazoa; Arthropoda; Insecta; Lepidoptera; Nymphalidae. The record is from RefSeq and is a predicted model, not a curated record. Gene Ontology annotation, molecular function: protein binding; structural molecule activity. The transcript has 27 exons. Gene Ontology annotation, biological process: endoplasmic reticulum organization; COPII-coated vesicle cargo loading; intracellular protein transport.
AUGUCAUUGUCAAUCAAUUGUCAAAAUCAGAAAUAAAAAUACGUCAGCCACGUUGGAAGUGCCAACUCGGUGUUUUUAUGUUGUUUUAGUGAGUUUGGUGCUUAAAAAUGAAGAUUAAAGAGUUGAAGAGGACUGUGAACAGCUGCUGGUCGCCAGCGGGACACUACCCGUCUAUGCUCGCGACCGGCUCCGCCGCGCAGCAAGUCGAUGCCAAUUUCAGCUCUAACUCCUAUUUAGAGCUCUAUGCAUUAAAUUUGGGCGACUCUAGCCCUGACCUAGAGCUUAAAUCAAGCAUACAGACCCAGCACAAAUUUCAGAAAGUAGUAUGGUCAGGGGCAGGCAUAAUUGUGGGCGGCUGUGACGGAGGGCUGCUAGAGUUCUACAGUGCAGAUAACUUGCUGAAGAAAGCCAAUGAUCCUCUUGUUGGCAGUACUUCAAAACAUAAUGGCAAUGUAUCGGCCCUCGACAUCAACCCAUAUCAGAAGAACCUGCUGGCGUCUGGUGCCUCAGACAGCGAGAUCUUCAUCUGGGACCUCAACAACACCAGUCAGCCCAUGGCGCCGGGCAACAGGAGCCAGCCCUACGACCACGUGCAGGGGCUCGCCUGGAACCAACAGGUGCAACACAUACUGGGAUCCACAUUUGCCACACGAUGUUUAGUUUGGGAUUUACGGAAGAAUGAACCUAUUAUGAAACUAAGCGACUCGCAGUUCCGCACGCGCUGGCGCUCCCUGGCGUGGCAUCCUGCAGUAGCCACGCAGCUGUGUAUCGCCUCGGAAGACGACCAGGCGCCCGUCAUACAGCUGUGGGACCUGAGGCUAGCAGCGUCGCCGCUGGUGACUCUAGAAGGGCACGAGAAGGGCGCGCUCUCGUUGUCGUGGAGCGCCCACGACCACGACCUGCUGCUGUCGGGCGGCAAGGACGGAAGGAUACUAGCGUGGAAUCCCAACAACACUCAACCGGGCGGCGAGUUGGUGGUGGAGGUGAGCCGGCAGUCGGCGUGGGUGUUCGACGUGAGCUGGGCGCCGCGCGAGCCGGGCCUGCUGUCGGCCGCCGCCUUCGACCAGUCGCUGGCCGUGCACAGCCUGCUGCACACCGGCACGCAACACAACCUGAGUGCGAGCAGUCAAAGCAACAUCAUGGAGUCGUUCGGAGGCGCGGACUCGUUCGCCGCGCUGCCCGCCGUGCAGCAGAGCGCGCCGCCGCCGCCCGCCGCCGCGCAGCCCGCGCGCGCGCCGCGCUGGCUCAAGCGGCCCACGGGCGCCAAGUUCGCGUUUGGUGGGAAACUAGUGACGUUCGACAAAUGUCCGCAAGAGGAGGGAUCUCAAAAACUUGUCUACAUCAGUCAGGUAGUGAGCGAGCCGGAGAUCGUGGAGAAGGCUUUCGAGUUGGACUCGGUCAUCGCGCUCACUCUGAGUCAGGAGCCUGGAGCCGCGGAGAGAUUGGCAGAGUACUGUCGCGAGAAGGGCGACGCGGCCACAGACCAGCACGAGCGGUACACGUGGUUCUUCCUGCGAGCCAACUUCUUGUCCUCGUUCAGGAGUGAAGUCCUCAACCUACUUGGUUUCAAACAGGACGAGAUUCCGUCAAAGUUCAAGAGUCAGGCCGGUGAAGCGCGCGUGCCUGGCCAGGCCGGACUUAGCAGAGGGGAAAGCACUGAGACGGAGGCCGAACUAUCCACUGACACCAGCACUGACCUCUCGGAUUCCACACUGAUCGAGAGGAAACUUGCAAGCGUGGAUUUGGAGCCGACGGUCGCCAAUGUCGUCAUUCCUAAUGGUGAAGAUUCGACGAGUACGAUAUGUCGCGCGCUGGUGUGCGGCAACCUGGAGGAGGCCGUGGAGCUGUGCCUGGAGGCGCAGAGGAUAGCGGACGCACUCAUCAUCGCCUCCCUGGGCAGCCAAGAGCUACUAUACAAAGUGCAGAAGUACCACCUCAACAAAACAGCAUCGGACCCCGUGUCUCUGGUGUCCGGGACUCUGUUGAGGUCAAAAUGGGACACGCUGAUCCAGGCGGCCGCCCCCGCGAGCUGGAGGGACACUCUCGCGGCCUUGGUCACGCACUGCGAGGGGGAGAGUCUGGCACAUUACUGCGAGAUGCUCGGCGACAAGCUGUCGGCGGAGGCGGACGCGGCGCUGCGCGCGGCGGGCGCGCUGUGCUACGUGUGCGCGGCGCACGGGGACGCGCUAGCGGCGCGCGCGCUGGCGGCCGCGCGUGACCUGCACGCGCUGGCGCGCAGCACCGAGCUGGCGCUGCUCACCCGCGCCGCCGCCGCCGCCAGGGGCCGCCCUGUACAGGCGGGCGGCAAGUUGGAGACGUUGCUGAGCGAGUACGGCGCGCGGCUGGCGGCGCAGGGCUGCCUGCAGAGCGCGCUGGCCGCCGUGCAGGGCUCCUCCACUGAGCUCAGCCAGCGGCUGGCCGUGGCGCUGGGCCUGCAGGCGCAGGCGCACGCACAGCAGCCGGCAGCGGCGCGCUCGCGCACCGUCAGCUCGCAGUCGCAGUCGCGCGCACAGUUCGCGCACAACGACCACACCAACGCGUACAACACAGCUCAACCAACUGAAGCGGCUGGGUGGAAUGCCAACAACAUGCCGCCGCGGCCGUCCAGUGUCUCGUCGCAGCCCGGUGGCAAACCUGGGCGGUCUAAGUACAAAGUGGACCCAUCGGUACAGUCGGCGCCUCUCUACAACCAAUACAGUUUCAACAACCCCAUACAAUCACAGCCCACAUUCGGCUACAACAGCCCCUUACCAGACCAAUUCCCACCCAGCGUACCUAGCCACAACUUUGCACCCAUCAAUUCGAACCCCAUCAAUCAGAUGAACCCAUCGAAUCCCAUUAACCCAAUUAACACAUUAAAUCCAAUGUCAAACCAGAAUUCUCAGUUGGGUCAUAUGAAUCCAAUGAAUCCGUUAAACCCUCACCAAGCUCCACAGUUGAACCCAAUGAGCUCGACGCUCAACGGCGGUUACUAUGGCAACCAGAACAUAGAGCCGGCGGUCGCAGCCACGCCGGCCAAGCCUGUCCCGCCCGGGUGGAACGACCCCCCAAUGAUGACCGCUAAAAACAAGCCGAAGCAAGAAGUGUCGCAGCCGCCGGCUCCCAUAACGCACCCGCUGUUCGGAGCGGAGCCGCCACAGCACGUGCCGCUGGCGCCGCCCGCGCAGCAGGUGUACCCCGCGCAGUACAUGCCUGAACAGUACCCGGCACACCAGACGCAGCUCCCUAGUCAACAGGCGCAGUUCCCUGCUCACCAGGGCUUCCCGGGACAGAACCAGUACCCGGGCCAGCAGUUCGAGCAGCAGUAUCAGCAGUACCCACCUGGAAUGCAGCCGGGCUAUCCACCUCAACAGGUGGAGGCCCCCCAAGAGCCGGCGUCGGCGCCGAAGGGCCCGGUGCCCGCGCCGCACGCCGUGCUGCAGAGCGUGUUCGACGCGCUGCGCACGGCCUGCUCCGACCACGCCGCCAACCCGCAAAUGAAAAGGAAACUGGAAGACGUUCAAAGAAGACUGGAAACUCUUUACGACAUGCUGCGAGAAAAUAGGCUAUCAGAGUCAGCGCUGUCGUCUCUCCACACGUGCGCGCAGCUGACGCAGGCGAACGACCACGGCAGCGCCCUCAGCGCCGUCACCGCGCUGGCCACCGGCCCGGACUUCUCCGCCGUGGCCGCCUUCCUGCCCGGCCUCAAGAUGCUCUUCCUCAUGGCUCAGCAGCUGCAGGUCUGCUUACGGUAACUGGGCACGGCGCCGGCGACAUCUACCUGCACAUGUUCCAAUCAUAGGCAUUCGGCUCUUGUCAUUGGGGCUAUAGAUUUAUAAUAGCAAGAUAAUAGAAAUAAAUAAAACCUCUUCCUUAUAGCACAACAUAACGGAAAUCUUGGUAAUCUGUUAUAAAUAAAGUUCUUCUCACAUGCUUAAUUGGGUCAAGCCAAUAAUAAUAAAAAUACCUCAGUUAAAGGGCCGACAUCUUCCUGAAGGCAGAAUUCCAAGUCAGUAACUUUACGAUACGAUAAACUGCAUAAAUUCCAAUUAUUGGUUGAUUGAUAACAGGUUUCACAGUGCUACCCCCCUGUAUAUUGUUUAAUAGCUAGAGGACACUCACAAGACACUUAGACCCCUUAAUCCCGCCCUCUCCCUGCCAAAUUUCAACUUCGUAAUGUGACCUUUCGCUUUUAUUUUGAUAUUUUCUGCUGCGUCAAGAGCUAACAUUCCUUUACUUUGUGCUGCUUAUAUCUAAAACCGUGUCUCUGAAUAAAAAUAAGUAAUUUUGCGCUGUUGUUAAGUAUGUAACCGAAAGGGGUGUGGAUUUUCAUCCUCCUCCUAACAAGUUAGUCUGCUUCCAUCUUAGAUUGCAUUAUCACUUACCAUCAGGCGAGAUUGUAGUCAAGGGCUAACUUAUAAAGAAAAAAAAAGUAAAUUGAGAAACAUGAUUUACGCGUAAUGAGAUGGCUCAGAAUAUAAAAGACUAAAUACAGGUUAGGUCAAUAAGGUUGUCUUUAUUGCAUUUGGUGCAUUUUUUAAAUGCUCUAAAAAUAUUUCUAUCAUGAAAACUUUGACUUGGAAUAUACUCGAACAUACUUGUGAACCGAUUUAUAUCCAAAUUGGUAUAUAUAGUUUCAUUGUACGAUUUUAUAUCAAUCUAUUCGGCAGACAAUCAAAAUUUUCCACGGUGAGUUAAAAAUAUUGUCUGUUUUACAUUUAAUUUGUUAAUAUAAGUACACGUUUAAAAUGCAAUACUUAAUAGUAACUUAAAAAUAUUUAUUUACAUGUAAGAAGCCUUACGAAUAAAUUCUAACGCCAUUAUAUAUA